AUUACAAAUGACUCGUACCUCUGUUACGGGUGAGCUGGGGGCACUUCUUUAAGCGGUUUCCUUCAUUUAAAUGUCAUUUUUAUCUUACAUUAGUAACACACUGACCACAACUAGCUAAAAACAGCCUGUUACAAGAUUAGCUUUGUUUUCAAUAAACACCGAUAUGUUUACUUGCAUUAGGAGAAUACGACCAUCGUUCCUGACGAAUCUUCAAAAUCAUCACAAAAUCCACGACAUGCAAUAAAUGCUAUUUUUAAGAUAUAGAUAUACUUGCCUCGUGGUAAGGUUCGACUUGAUAUAUGUGCUGAUAAUGUUGCGUAGGCGUAAUCCCCACCUCCGUUUGAGCCAUUUUUUACAGAGUGCGCUUGAAGGCAACACAAAACUUUUCUGACAGUUUUGCUAGUGGGACGCGAGAGCACUGUCCCCGUUAAACCAUGCGAAGAACGGCGGAGUGGCUUCCACCUGCCAAGGAGCAGAGCUCCUGGCUACUAAGUUGGCUUCCAUCUUGGUGUCCUACUUCCCCUUCUCAGCUUAAAGAUGCAGAAGAGAAAAUGCUUCAAAGUGUAAAGCAGCCUUUUUCCAGACAGCACAUCCACAUCUCCAACGGGAACUGCAUGUGGACCAUUGCAUUUUCCACACAUGUGCAUCAAUCCAUCCCACAGCACCAAGCCCGGUCGAGCCCGCCUCUGGUUUUGCUGCAUGGCUUUGGUGGCGGCGUUGCCCUCUGGGCUCAAAAUCUGGACUGUCUCUCCAGCAGCGGUCCGGUCUAUGCUCUGGACUUGCUGGGAUUUGGUCAAAGCAGCCGCCCCAUGUUCAGCACCGAUCCCGAGGGGGCUGAGGAGCAGUUUGUGGGAGCACUAGAAGAGUGGAGGGAGAAAGUGGGCCUUGAGGAAAUGGUGCUUCUGGGACACAACCUUGGAGGAUAUUUAUCUGCCGCCUACACACUCAGACACCCUGACAGGGUAAAACAUCUGCUCCUGGUCGAGCCGUGGGGAUUCCCUGCCCGCCCCGAGAACCCCCACCAUAACUCCAUCCCGGUGUGGAUCAGAGCCAUGGGCGCCGUCAUGAGUCCCUUCAACCCGCUGGCUGGCCUCAGACUGGCCGGGCCUUUAGGUCCGACGCUGGUCCAAACUAUCCGGUCCGACUUCAAGCAGAAGUACUUGUCAGUGUUUGACGACAACACGGUGUCCAACUACAUCUACCAUCUAAAUGCCCAGACUCCGAGCGGCGAAACGGCUUUCAAGAACAUGACCAUUCCCUACGGCUGGGCUAAGCGGCCCAUGCUGGAACGGAUCGGCCAGGUACAGGCGGACAUCCCCAUUUCUUUUAUCUAUGGCUCCCGUUCCAGCCUCGACAGCGCGUCUGGAUACGCCUUCAAGAGAACCAGGCCGGAAGUGGAAAUCACGGUAAUUCGAGGAGCAGGCCAUUACGUUUUCGCCGACCAGCCAGAAGACUUCAACCAAACCGUCCUCCGCAUCCUCGCCAGGACAGACACGAAAAGCACAGACUCACACUCAAAUCCAUGACCACGCGUACUGUACUUUUGUUUUUUUUAAUGCCAACACACACAUGAACUAAACCCCACAACAACAUUAUCCUCAACAGGGAACUGUUUAAAGCUUCUCUAACGUGCACUUUACUAACCAAGGACGCUCGUCAGUCUUUCUAGACUUGUGUAAAUAGUUGGUGUGAAUAAAUGCAGCCUAUGAUGUGAUCAGGAAUUUUAAGGAAGUAAAAAAAAAAAAAAGCAAUUGGGCAAGUCUGGAGCUGGAAAGACAA
Molecule: messenger RNA, 1779 nt
Organism: Doryrhamphus excisus (bluestripe pipefish)
Lineage: Eukaryota; Metazoa; Chordata; Actinopteri; Syngnathiformes; Syngnathidae
Product: 1-acylglycerol-3-phosphate O-acyltransferase ABHD5-like
Biological process (GO): negative regulation of triglyceride storage; lipid homeostasis; positive regulation of triglyceride catabolic process
Cellular component (GO): lipid droplet; mitochondrion
Molecular function (GO): carboxylic ester hydrolase activity; lysophosphatidic acid acyltransferase activity
Source: RefSeq, a predicted model, not a curated record